CUUGAUAGUUUGUCUGCGUGUCAUGUUGAUGAAUGCUGAAGCUGGGGAGUCAACAUGUCCACCGCUGCUGCUCAGCAAAACAAUAACGAAGAGCCCGGGCUUCACGGCUCUUGGGUAGAGCUGGAGCUGAAUGGAAACACAGGGACCCAGAGCAUGCAGACCAACCUGCUAAUGACACCCGCUGCUGACCAAAUAAAUGCAAAUGCUGCUGUGAGUCAAACUCUGCAGACCUUGGAGGUGGUGCCUGAGAACGAUGAAACCCUUAUUGGAGGAUUAGAGCAUGUGCCAUCAUCUUCCUCUAUCCACAAUGGAGACAUGGAAAAGAUCCUCUUGGAUGCGCAGCAUGAAUCCAGCCCAAGUAGCUCUUCCUGUGAUAGUCCUCACAGGCCACCAAGUCCUGAUCAGGAUGAGGGUCAGAUAACUUUUGACGUAGAGAUGUCCAGCCCGACAGGUAGUCAGUCAGAGGAAGAUGGUGCUGAGAAGGACAGAGAGGAAGACAUCCUCAUGAACAAAGAAGUAGACUGGGUCGCUGAUUGGUCCAGCAGACCAGAAAACAUUCCACCAAAGGAGUUCCACUUCAGGCACCCGAGACGUUCAGUAUCUCUCAGUAUGAGGAAGAGUGGAGUCAUGAAGAAAGGUGGCAUCUUCUCUGCCGAAUUCCUCAAAGUCUUCAUCCCUUCCUUACUCAUCUCACACAUCCUCGCUCUUGGCCUCGGGGUGUACAUUGGGAAGAGAAUUGCCACAGCCUCCACCAGCUCUUACUGAAUCGAGGAUGAAGCAGUGCCUGGAUGUUGUCCUGUCUCCAAGUGUCUCAACCAUCCUCAUGUAGCCAAGAUGUCUCUCUGCAUCUGUUGUACACCCGCAUUUCCCUUCCAAUCAGCAUCCAAUUCUGUCCCAUUGUAGAUGUUAGUUAUAAAAGUAUGCACAUUGCGUAAUGUGGUUGCACUCCAUCACAUUUUCACACAGGGCGUCAUUGUACCUAGCAGAUGUCACCAACUUGAAUCCAGUAGAUAACAGUUGCCGUUAGAGCUGGAAUAUAAUUAGUCAUCCUUUUCAACUCAAAAAUAUGUGACAAAGGAUUUGAUGUCAGACGGCUUCUGGGUUUUGGAUUUUUUUCUGAAAUUUCUCCACUUGUUUUGAUGUAAUGUCAUGAGAAAUCUGGCCUUCUCCUAAGCGGCACCUCUCCUCUGGUAUUUCAGCAGGCAGGGUGUAUGAACCAAAAGAUAUGCGCCACAUAUGCAAUACAAACUAAUUGAAUUGGCUCUGGGAACAGAAGGGACUUUAAUAGCCUUAACUUUUUUGAGUUUUACAUUCAAGGUGCAGUUCACAGGGUGGGUGGGCAACACAAUGAUGCUGCACAAGUGGGAUUAGUUUUUAAAUUCCACACACUUUGGAGAAUAGAAGUUGAAUCAUUUUGACUCCUUGUAUUUUCUUUUAAAAGCUUUGUUUUUUUUAAUUUUUUUAUUUGAAGGUUGGAAAGCUUAAACAUUGAUGUAGUAUGUAGCUCCAAAAUUUUACAGCGAGGUUGUUUGAGUAUAUUAUGAUAGUGGAACCUAGGCCGGAUGGCAGUUUACCAGGCCAUAUGCUAUUUGUAUUUCUUUUUGCCUACAUAUCUUCUUCUUUAACACAUAAUAUAGCAGAAAAGGCAAAGUGCCAAAUUUGUAUCUUUCACCACUGCACAUUGGUGAUUUAUCUUAGACUGUUUUUUGAUUUUCUUAUAUGUUUAGGUAUUUAAAGACGUAGAUGUGAAAAAUAAUUUAAGCUGUGAUCUGCCCCAUGUAAUAGACACCUUUUGACAUUGUAUAAUUUGUUUAUACAUUGAUAUUAAUGCAUAUUGUAGCUUAUGCAUUGUGGCGGUGUAAGUAAUGUGUUUUUCCUGUCGUUUAAUUGCUGAAGCGCCAGCUGCAGAAACCACCACAAAGGAAGGUAUUUCCAGGGGCCUCAUUUAAGAGUGUUAUCAGACUUUUAUGUAGAUUUCACUGUGCAAUCAUUUCACAUAGUAUGAAACAAUAAACAGUGUACAGUGUGUGUAGAACCUCCAGGAAAACGACAGAAAUAGAAAGCAUUUCCUGAAGAAAAUGCACAUGAUUUCUGUAUAUUGAUGCUGACUGGAUGACUGGAUGACUCCUUUGUCAGUGUUUGUAAAUGGAUGACGUUAUAAUCAUAUGAAAAAUCAUUGACCAUAAUGUACAGUACUGGCUGUAGUGGUUUUCAAGCACUCAACAUGCAUUUAGGCUUUAAUGCAUUAUAUAACUCAUACUAACUCAUAAACUGUACAUGUCAUCAUAACAGGCUUAUGUACAGUUGAUCAGUGUGCAAUACAGAGCGUUUUGGAAUUUGAAUAAAGUUUGUACUGUAUACA
Molecule: messenger RNA, 2362 nt
Organism: Seriola dumerili (greater amberjack)
Lineage: Eukaryota; Metazoa; Chordata; Actinopteri; Carangiformes; Carangidae
Gene: bnip3la
Product: BCL2/adenovirus E1B 19 kDa protein-interacting protein 3-like
Exons: 6
Coding region: 55-765 (236 amino acids)
Biological process (GO): defense response to virus; positive regulation of apoptotic process; mitochondrial outer membrane permeabilization
Cellular component (GO): nucleus; mitochondrial envelope; mitochondrial outer membrane
Source: RefSeq, a predicted model, not a curated record